AGCCCAAUUCGACUAUUUUGGAGGGACCCGGUCGAGUGUUUGGAGAGUCUUUUCAGUAAUCCCCUCUUUCUUGACCAACUUGACUUCAUCCCUCGUUGUGUUCAGGAUCAACUGCCCCAAGGCGCAACAAUCCUUGGCACCAUGCUUUCGUCUGACAAGACCAAUGUCAUGAUGAUGACAGGUGCCAGGGUUGCACACCUGCUUCUGCUAGGCCUUGCCAACAUUCGCAUGCGCACUCGUACAAAGCUCUUGUCCAAGGUGUUCAUGCUCAUGACUCUCCUCCCA
Molecule: messenger RNA, 285 nt
Organism: Suillus paluster
Lineage: Eukaryota; Fungi; Basidiomycota; Agaricomycetes; Boletales; Suillaceae
Exons: 2
Source: RefSeq, a predicted model, not a curated record